CAGACCCACAGGGAUUCCACGCUCUAGUGUAAGCAACGUCUCACCCACGCUGACCAUGUUCUCAGCACUUCUCUUCUGUUGGGCUGCUCUUAAACUUCACGCUCCAGGCACAUGCUACCCUCUCCAACAGGCACCCUCACCAUCGGAUGUCAUGGAAGGAGACUCUGAAGAGCACAGACAAGCAGAGACAAAAAGCCCUACGGACUAUUUAAUGGAGAAAAAUGACAAUGAAGGAGUACAGAAAACCAUUUAUCCAGGUUCUAAAGAAAUCUUCACCUACUUGGAGAACCAACCUAAAGGCUGCUUCUCAGUUCUGAAUGUUAAAAGCAAGAUGUUCUUGUGUUUGGAUUCCAAAAGAAAGUUAUACACUUCAGUGGAUGACAGCGACGAGAACUGCCGGUUUCAUUAUGUCAAAAGACACAAACAUUAUGAUGUGUUUCGGUCCUGCAGGGGUAACGUGUUGGUUAUCCUACGACAGAUGAAGGCCAAAAUGCACACGCAUAAUUCAUCAGAGCUCUCUAGUGGCCUCUUGAUAAAACAACAUAAAAAACAUACGAACCGUAGAAAGAGACGCAGCUGGCACAUUGAUCCAUCUGACCCCUUAGGAUGCGAGUAUCCAGUUGUGAGAGCAAUCAACAAUCAAAGAAGACAACCACUACAUGGUGGUAAUGUUUCCAAGGAAACCAUAGCUUUUGUUGAAGAUCCCUUCCAUGUGGUUUCACCUGGUCCAUUAAGUCCAUCACAGGAAAGGAUGAAAAACAGGAGAGGCAGACUCUGAGUGGACUAUCAUCUUACAUUGUACAUGACUUUUUCUCUCUAUUAUCUAAAGAUAUAUCAUGGUAAGACUGAUUCUUAUGGUAUCAGACCCCAGUGUGCAGAAAUGUUCUUAAACACUGCAGACUCUAUGUUGCACACACAGCCUACUUUCUCACCCUUGUCGGUGAGGCUUACUGUGUGUUUGUCCUUUCACCUGUUUUAAUGAGUUAACAUUUAAACAACAGCAUUUUACGUUUCUAAAGUGUAUUUCUUUUUAUGAAAGUCUGAGAUCUAUGAUAAUGGAUUACAUGGGUAAAACUAAAAUCUGUUUCUUGUUAUUAUGGACAUUGGUUAUACUUUAUUACCUGUGAAUGUCUGAUUUAAUGUUACACUCUUCUGAGAUAUGUAUGCUUUACUUUUCAAGUUUUUUUUUAUUCUACAACGAUCACAUCUUAACCAGUAGCUUCACAUUAUCUUACGUAUGCCUAAUAGUGCUGGACACCUACUUAUUUAUUUGAGUGUUUAUAUAUUGUUAUUUAUGACGUUUGUACUGAUGUUUAUUAUCUGAAAUGCUAAAGAAGCCACACAAUAUGGAUGUCUCAUCUAGCUAUGACUUCAACAAAUACUCUUAAAAUUAAAUAUAUUUAAUAUUUGUUAUUUCUGAUAUUUAAAAUGCAAAUGUGUUUUUUUUAUUUUCUGCACUAUAACGCUGGGUAGCAACUGUAUUUGUACAAAAUAAAUAAAAAUUUCAACCUUUA
Colossoma macropomum (tambaqui) is the source of this 1514-nucleotide messenger RNA. RefSeq lists its product as uncharacterized. Lineage: Eukaryota; Metazoa; Chordata; Actinopteri; Characiformes; Serrasalmidae. Gene Ontology annotation, molecular function: growth factor activity. The record is from RefSeq and is a predicted model, not a curated record. The transcript is spliced from 3 exons. The coding region runs from base 56 to 778 and encodes 240 amino acids.